UCAUGCACAUCUUUUAAAAUAAAAGUCUCGCAUCAAAAAAACAUUCAGAAUUUAGUUUUUUGUUGUUUAUGCCGUUUCUUUGGCCGUACACUCUGCGACCCACCAGUUGAGAAACACCGGUCUAAUGCUUGCCCACCCUCACGCACACACACACUAGCACACCCCUAAAUAUCAGUCUUUCCUAAUGUGUCAUCCCUCACACCCCGACCUCGACUCGGCUCGGCUCACUGACUAAUGUUGUGUUUCUCUCUCCCUUUCUCUUUCCCCGCGCACUCCACCAUGUCUUUUUGCCAUGCACAUUCCUCUUCCGUUGCAUUCUGUCGUUGCACCCACACAGUCUCUCUUCAUGUUCCCAUUCUCCCCAUCCUCCUCCACCCUCUCCUCCCUCCCGCCGACCCUCGACACCAUCUCUGAGCUGGAUGUGUUAUCUGACAUCUCCGAGGACGAGCCCGACCUCCACCUCGAGCCUGACUCUGAGCCUCUGAGCUGGCAGGCCCAAGACUCCAGCAGCUGCUCAGCUGGCAGUGGCGAGGGUUUGUCCGCUCCGUCGUUUUCGCCCGCGGAGUGUGUCCCAGGGUCUGAAGAGCUGCAGACCCCCUCAGUGCCCCGCUCCGCCCUGCCCAGGCUGGGUCUGGCCAUGCUCAGCUUCUGUAAGGGUCUGCGUCUGCCCUCACUGCUGGAUGAGGAUGGCUGCAUCAGUCUGCCCCUCUCCUCCCCUUCCCUCCUGCCCUCUUUCCUGCUCAUCUUCGCCGUCUUCCUCUCCGCCUGCCAGUCGGUGGCGCUGUCUCUGCUGCUGGCGCUGCCUCUGGCCCUGUCCCUGUGCUACCUGGAGCCGAAAGCACUCGCGCGCUUCAGGUCUGCAGAGGUCAUGGCUGAGACGAGCUCUCCAGAGGAAAUGCAGUGUGACCCCGCCGCCUAAAAUGACCCCUGACCGCCCCGUUCCUGUCUCCAUGUCUGCCUGCCUCCUAAACGCUACUGUGUGCAUUUUGUUGCUGUUUGCCUUUCCCUUUAGCUCUUCCCUUCCAGUGCCAGAUUUUCAGUGUGAAAUGCAGAUUAGUCACUGCGCUCUGAUUCUAGCUGUUUAAAUCGGCAACAUUCCAGUGGGACCCUAUUCAUAGUCCACAUCCUGACUGAAAAAAAAAAUCUUUCCCCGCACUUCAGCUGAAGCGUUUAUUAUAUCAGACCUGAACCCGAAUCACUCGACCAGCUUUAAUCUUACACUAAACAGCAGAUUUAUACGCAUUUUGGAUAGAUUUCCCUCUUGAGCUUAUUAUAGUCCUUCAAGUAUUUUAUAAGAGUCUCAAACAGAAAA
Molecule: messenger RNA, 1312 nt
Organism: Sinocyclocheilus grahami
Lineage: Eukaryota; Metazoa; Chordata; Actinopteri; Cypriniformes; Cyprinidae
Product: band 4.1-like protein 3
Exons: 1
Coding region: 293-919 (208 amino acids)
Source: RefSeq, a predicted model, not a curated record